UGGCUUACUAGUUACUAUGGUUUAACCAUUCCAACGAAUAUUGCUCUCACUGCUACCUUGAUCAAGAUGGUUCAAUUUGGCAUACAGGGAAAAACAUCCAUUACAGCGGUGGUGCUUAUGGAUUCAACUCUAGAGUAGCUUGCGCGGCGCCGGUUCUAAGCGGAGAGUUUCAGACGAUCGAUCCGGGCUCAAAACCGUUACCAUUCGUUCUCACAAUGGUCGGAAACAUCUCGUACGAAGCUACGUUCAACAACGCUGGCCUUGAUAUACCGCCUCUCUGCGCCAACGGAAAAUGCCUACCCUCCCAGUUCAACUGCACUAUGCCUACGUCUGACAUACCAGGUCGGGUAGGCACAUAUAACUGUUUUCCAGACAUAUCAAACGUGAUCGACACCGAGAAUUUUACAUUCUUCAGUGACGGUCGCAAUAGUCCAAUCACACCCCAAUCGAUGGUGUCUCUGGUUACGCGGAAUAAUGGGUCAUUCGACGAUUGGUCGUUUAUAAAGAAUAAUGUUAGCAAGAUCCCCGACAAUCCCAGCCGGGUCGAUGAAUGGACCAGGUGGCAAGUUGGUGACAAUAUCACUCUAGACGUGUCACUUUGCUUCUCCGAAUUCUUAUGGGACCUGUCCUAUGUGGAUAUGUCUACUACUCACGAUACAGUUGAACCUAUAGUCCCCUACGACCCUAAGCUGGAGACUAUCGAUACAACUGCCGUCCGGACCCUCCUUAGCGUGAACCUCCAGUCACAGACCCCGUCAGGCAGACAGCUCCUUACUAUCAACUCGAUUAGCAAUACGACAAUAAAUUCUAGGCUCCUUCAUUAUCUGGAUGGUGCAAUCACCUCAGGAAUCUUUGGUAUCCCAGAUCCUCCUUCUGGCAUUACGAUCAAUGGGGAUAGCGCUAGCUACGGGGUAUCGAGCAUCAACCCUUUUGUGGACUACGUGAGGGUAUUCAUGGACACCUUACAGUAUACCAAUCGACCUGCGCUAGCCAUACAAGCGGCUUUUACGAUUAUGGCCAUGUCGAUGCACUACACUAACCUGCCUACACUGGACAUACCUGCGAACGUGAGCAUAACUCAGGCUGUUUCCGUAACCGUGCCCGUGCGGUGGACGGGACUUGCCAUCGUUGCGGGCAUGGCAUGCGCCAACGUCAUAAGCAUCAUUGUCGUCACGUUUGUAUUUAUACUUCGGACCAGAUUCUCGAAGCAAGGUCAUAUUUGGCACACCAUUUCUCAGCUUAUUUCAGAGGAAGCGGUCGAUGUUCUACAAGUCAGUCCCCAGUCGCGAGAUGAUAUCAUCGUGAAGGAGAUAUUGAAGAGCGAUCCGAUAGUGGUCGUUGCAAGGUGUAAGAGAACCGGGAGGGUCCAAGUCCUUCGGAAAGAUGAUGUUGAAAACGGAAACGCUUAGUGAUACCCCAUUAUUGAUGUAUUCCCUUGUUUUAUUAGAUGACUGACGACUAUUUACGACAUUUC
Messenger RNA from Annulohypoxylon truncatum, 1474 nucleotides. RefSeq lists its product as uncharacterized. Bases 216 to 1409 code for a protein of 397 amino acids. The transcript has a single exon. Lineage: Eukaryota; Fungi; Ascomycota; Sordariomycetes; Xylariales; Hypoxylaceae. The record is from RefSeq and is a predicted model, not a curated record.